Messenger RNA from Pieris macdunnoughi, 303 nucleotides. Lineage: Eukaryota; Metazoa; Arthropoda; Insecta; Lepidoptera; Pieridae. The record is from the annotation of a GenBank genome assembly.
AUGAAACGCCAAGAAGUGAGCGUUGAUUACUGGGCGAUGCUGAAGAGCAUGUUCACGUAUGGCAUCAUGACAGGCCUCGGAUGGGUUAUGUUAAGGCUUUUUCAUGCUGUUUUUAUGCUACCAAGGCGACUACGGUCACAACAAAAUGAUAUGCAGAAUUCAUUGAAGGAACUGCAGAAACGCUUUCCGGACCUUAACCUUACUGAAGAAGACCUCAAAAAUGCUGAAAAAGAACUUGAUGAGUUGAUCAAGGAAGACAAGAAAUCUGAAGAGAACACCGAUGAGGAAAAAAAAGAAAAAUAA